Messenger RNA from Uloborus diversus, 1263 nucleotides. RefSeq names its product trypsin-1-like. Gene Ontology annotation, molecular function: serine-type endopeptidase activity. The coding region runs from base 1 to 1263 and encodes 420 amino acids. Gene Ontology annotation, biological process: proteolysis. The record is from RefSeq and is a predicted model, not a curated record. The transcript has 7 exons. NCBI's taxonomy places the organism in Eukaryota, Metazoa, Arthropoda, Arachnida, Araneae, Uloboridae.
AUGAGGAAAGAGAUUGCUACCAUGAGAUCCUGGUGCUCUGUCAUCUUGAUCUUUGGAUUUUUUUCAUGUGCGAAGGGGUAUUUCAAAGCCCCUGGCAUGGAAAGCCUGGGUGGUCCAUAUGAAGAUUUACUCCGUGGGGGUUCUCCACAUAUGCAAGAUGAUUGGGAUGAGAUGACGCCGGUUAUGAACAGCCCAGCAGCAUGGAAAAUACCUCAUGUUCAAUCCUUUUACCAUAAACCGGAGGGUAAUGAAUUGAAACUGUAUCCAGCGGGUAGGGUACCAAAUGAAGACGUUUUUUAUGGUGAACUUCCAAAGUUACCCAGAUUUCAUCAAGGAGUGUCUCCUGCCAUUGGAUUUCCAAAAAUUGUGCCAAAGAUGAGAAAUCUACCCCGGACAAUGACAACUGCUAUUGCAUUUGCUGGAGAAAUACCGGAUAUUACUAUUUUUUCUGGAAAAUCUCCUAAUGUCCGGCAGUCAGAACGUGUUGCAAGAGGAGAACAACGAGUUGUGGGUGGAAGAGAUGUUUCUGAGGGAGAAAUACCAUGGCAGAUAUCUCUCCAACGGAAAUCAAUGAAGAGUGGAAGAAUUUUCCAUAUAUGUGGUGGAUCGAUUAUUAAAAAGGAAUGGGUUGUCACUGCAGCUCAUUGCGUUGCUCUGGCUUUGCUUUCAAAUUACCGAGUCGUGGCGGCCACAACAAAUCUUAGAGAUGAAAACAGAAUAAAAGGGCUUCAUUCUAGUGACUAUGACAUACAUAAGGUUGUAGAUGUGCACAUUCACGAUGAAUAUGACAUGUUUCGAUUUAGAAAUGACAUAGCUCUUCUUAAGAUUGAACCACCUUUCGAAUGGAGCCAUAAAGUACAAAGCAUUGAUUUACCAUCAUCUGGAUAUACAGCUCAUGGGCAUGCUUAUGCGUCCGGAUGGGGUCUUCUUCAAGAAGGCGUGCGUGUAACACCGAGUAGACUUCAAGCAGUCUCGCUGCCUAUCAUACCAGACCAUGAAUGUCGAAGAGCUUAUGGUGACAAUCUUGCAGAAACUAUGAUUUGUGCUGGCUAUCCAGAGGGUGGCAAAAGUGUCUGCCAGGGUGAUUCUGGUGGGCCACUGUUUCAAAAGCAUGGUGAAGCAGUUCUUAUUGGUGUAGUUUCCUGGGGCGUGGGCUGCGCCAGACCCGGAAAACCCGGAGUUUACACCGAAGUUUCACAUUAUGUUCACUGGAUUAGAGAUAUUACAGAUGGUGGCUUUGGACGACAAAAUCUAGUGAAUUAA